GCUGCUGGUCGCUGCAGUCGACAUCACGAAAUCAACACCUAACAAAGCAGGCACACCCAAUGCCCAGUUGACAUUUUUCGGUUUUCCGCUACACAUAACCCAGUAAAAAGCCGAGAAAUGCAGCUGUCCAGGGAGUAAAUCUGCGCUUCAGCACCUAACAAACGAUUUAAACAUAAGCCUUCGUUGCCAUGUCGACGGAGAAGGUGACUUUGACGGACGCACUGUCCAACGUGGACGUGUUGGACGAACUGACCCUGCCGUACGAGCAGCCGUGCAUCGAGGCCCAGCCGUGCUCGGUCGUCUACCAGGUCAACUUCGACACCAACUUCGAGGACAGAAAUGGGUUCGUCACCGGCAUCGCGAAGUACAUCGAGGAGGCCACCGUUCACGCCAGUCUGAACGAGCUCCUGGAAGAGGGAGUGCAGCAUGCCGUCAUGCUUUACACCUGGAGGUGCUGCUCUAGGGCUAUCCCCCAACCCAAGUCGAACGAGCAGCCCAAUAGGGUUGAAAUUUACGAGAAGACCGUUGAGGUUUUGGCUCCAGAAGUCAAUAAAUUGCUCAACUUCAUGCAUUUCCAGCGUCGAGCAAUCGACAGGUUUUCAGCCGAGGUGAAGCGGCUGUGCCACACUGAAAAGCGGAAGGACUUUGUAUCCGAGGCCUACUUGCUGACCUUGGGCAAAUUCAUCAACAUGUUCGCCAUUCUGGAUGAGUUGAAGAACAUGAAGUCCAGCGUCAAAAAUGACUACUCCACCUACAGAAGAGCUGCCCAGUUUCUGAAGGUGAUGGCCGACUCGCAGACCCUGCAGGAGUCGCAGAAUCUGUCCAUGUUUCUGGCGACGCAGAACAAGAUCCGCGACACGGUGAAGGAAACCCUCGAGCGGAUCCAGGGCUACGAGGACCUGCUGUGCGAUGUUGUCAACAUCUGCGUGCACAUGUUCGAGACGCGGAUGUACCUGACCCCGUCGGAGAAGCACAUGCUGGUCAAGGUGAUGGGUUUUGGCCUCUUCCUCAUGGACAGCGAGCUGUGCAACAUCAACAAGCUUGACCAGAAGAAAAAGAUCAAGCUGGAGAAAAUCGACCGCAUCUUUAAGAACCUGGAAGUGGUGCCGCUGUUUGGCGACAUGCAAAUCGCGCCGUUCAACUACAUCAAGCGAAGCAAGCACUACGACGCGUCCAAGUGGCCAUUGUCAAGCUCGACGCUGAUCAGCCCGCAGGCCGACCUGAUGCAGCACCUACCGCAGAUCAGGGAGGACCACGUCAAGUACAUCAGUGAGCUGGCCCGCAACAGCAAUGAGAACAUUACAACUUACCGCGAGUCGCAUACUGAUGCCGAGAACAGAGACACGGCCGACCUCGCUCUCAGGGGCCUGCAAUUGCUCUCUGAGUGGACCACCGUCGUCACCGAGCUCUACUCGUGGAAGCUGCUCCACCCCACCGACCACCACAUGAACAAGGAGUGUCCAGCUGAGGCUGAGGAGUACGAGAGAGCCACGCGUUACAACUACAGCGAGGAGGAGAAAUUUGCUCUGAUCGAAGUGAUCGCCAUGAUUAAAGGCCUGCAGGUGCUGAUGGCACGAAUGGAGACUGUUUUUACCGACGCCAUCAGAAGGAACAUUUACGCCGAACUGCAGGACUUUGCCCAGCUCUUCCUUCGAGAGCCACUCAGGAAGGCGAUCAAAAAUAAGAAAGACCUCAUCAGAAGUAUCAUCGUGUCGGUUCGAGAGACGUGCGCCGACUGGCAGAGGGGCAUGGAGCCCUCUUCAGACCCCGCUAUGAAGGGCAAGAAAGACCCCGAGAACUUUGGCAUCAAUGUACCGCGGCGGAAUGUCGGUGUUGAGGAGGUGUCGGCGAAGGGGAUUCGGAGUAGGAGAGCAGGUCCAUCAUCGACUCAGCUCUACAUGGUGAGGACCAUGCUGGAGUCGUUGAUCGCUGACAAGUCUGGCGGAAAGCGUACUCUGAGGAAAGACAUCGAUGGACAGUAUCUGGUCCAGAUUGAUCAGUUCCACAAGACUUCCUUCUACUGGAAUUACCUGCUGCAUUUUUCAGAAUCGCUGCACGACUGUUGUGAUCUGUCACAGCUGUGGUACCGAGAGUUUUAUCUGGAGAUGACGAUGGGCCGGCGCAUUCAGAAAUGCACGGUUCGGCACCAACAUAAUGAGGAAUGCAGUGACCUCAUCACCAUGGAGAAGCGCAUACAGUUUCCAAUUGAAAUGUCCAUGCCGUGGAUUCUGACUGACCAAAUAUUGAAAACUAAAGACCCUUCUACUAUGGAAUACGUUUUGUAUCCGUUGGAUCUGUACAACGACAGCGCCCACUACGCACUGACUGUCUUCAGGAAGCAGUUCCUGUACGACGAGGUUGAAGCUGAGGUCAAUCUGUGUUUCGACCAGUUUGUCUACAAACUCAGCGAGCAGAUCUUCUCUCACUACAAGCAGCUGGCUUCUAGUAUUUUGCUUGACAAACGAUUCCGCGUCGAGUGCAUCGCCAUGGGCACGUAUUUACUGCCUUUCCCGCGGGCCAACCGCUACGAAACGCUGCUCAAACAGAGACAUGUGCAGUUGCUGGGCAGGUCGAUCGAUCUCAACAAGCUCAUCACCCAAAGAAUCAACGCGGACAUGCAGAAGUCCCUCGACUUGGCUAUCAGCAAAUUCGAAGCAGGGGACAUCACCGGAGUUGUGGAACUGGAAAGUCUACUUCAGGUGAAUCGUUUGUGCCACAAGCUGCUAUCAAAGCAUCUGGCUCUUGACAAUUACGACGCCAUGUUCCGCGAGGCGAACCACAAUGUGCUCGCUCCGUACGGCCGCAUCACUCUGCAUAUCUUCUGGGAGCUCAACUACGAUUUCUUGCCAACCUACUGCUACAACGCCGCCACAAGCAGAUUUGUUCCGGCGAGAGGGCUGCGCUUCACCCAGCCUGUGACGAGGGACAAGCCGCCACAGAUGGGCCACAACUACCUCUGGGGCAGCAAGCAGCUCAGUCUGGCUUGCAGCACCAUUUACGGUCGAUAUGGAGGUUUUGUCGGUCCGCAUCAUUUUAGGAUGAUGUGCAAAUUGUUGGGCUACCAAGGCGUGGCCGUGGUGAUGGAAGAGCUGCUCAAGGUGGCCAAGGGCCUCAUUCAGGGCAACCUGCUGCAGUUCACCAAGACCCUGAUGGAGGCCAUGCCCAAGCUGUGCAAAUUGCCUCGCUACGACUACGGAUCGCCAGGCGUUCUGGGCUACUACCACGCCCAGCUGAACGACAUCGUGAUGUAUCCGGACGCCAGGACGGAGCUGUUCCACAUUUUCCGCGAGAUUGGCAACUGCAUCCUCUUCUGCAUACUGAUGGAGCAAGCCCUGUCUCAGGAGGAGGUGUGUGACCUGCUGCACGCGGCACCCUUCCAAAACUGCUUGCCGAGGCCACAUGUCAAAGAAGGAGAAAAGCUGGAAAACAAAAUGAAGAGACUGGAAGAGAAGUAUGCUGCUCUGCAAAUAGUCAACAACGUCGAGAAGCUGGGUAGUGUCAAGCAAGCGAUGAUUGCGCGAGAGGGUGACCUGCUGACCAGAGAGCGUCUGUGCUGCGGUCUAUCCAUCUUUGAGGUGGUGCUAAACCGACUGCGCUCCUUCCUCGACGAUCCGAUCUGGGUUGGACCGCUGCCGUCAAACGGCGUAAUGAACGUGGACGAAUGCACCGAGUUCCACCGGCUCUGGUCCGCCUUGCAGUUUGUCUACUGCAUCCCAGUGGGAGGAACAGAGUUCACUGUCGAGGAACUGUUUGGCGAGGGCCUGAACUGGGCCGGCUGCACGAUCAUCAUGCUGUUGGGCCAGCAGCGGCGGUUUGAAGCCCUGGACUUCUGCUACCACAUCCUCAGGGUGCAGCGGGUGGACGGAAAGGACGAGCUGGUCAAAGGAAUCCAACUGAAACGCAUGGUGGACCGCAUUCGGCGCUUCCAGGUGCUAAACUCGCAGAUCUUUGCCAUUUUGAACAAGUACCUGCGCGCCGGGGACGCGGAAAAUAAUUCCGUAGAGCACGUCCGGUGCUUCCCGCCGCCGAUGCACCCGUCAAUGGCCGCGACGCACGCCCACUACCACCGCACCGAAUACGCGCGCAGCAACAGUCAGAGUCAGAUGCAGUAACCGUGUGGCCAACGAACGAACAGCUCGCCUUCUUGUUUCUAGUUUUAUUUAUUUAUUGUUCUAAUCUGUGCAGAUUUAUACAAGUGUUGAUAUGCCUAUUUUUAAGUUCGCCUCUUCGUUUUAAAUGCAUUUAUUUGCCUGUAACUUAAAUGUAGUUUUAAUAUCUAAAAUAAAUAAAUUCAGCAGUGUCAAGA
Molecule: messenger RNA, 4306 nt
Organism: Cloeon dipterum
Lineage: Eukaryota; Metazoa; Arthropoda; Insecta; Ephemeroptera; Baetidae
Gene: Sra-1
Product: Cytoplasmic FMR1-interacting protein Sra-1
Exons: 23
Coding region: 189-4112 (1307 amino acids)
Biological process (GO): axon guidance; regulation of actin filament polymerization; cell projection assembly
Cellular component (GO): synapse; neuron projection; SCAR complex
Molecular function (GO): RNA 7-methylguanosine cap binding; small GTPase binding
Source: RefSeq, a predicted model, not a curated record